Molecule: messenger RNA, 642 nt
Organism: Paramuricea clavata
Lineage: Eukaryota; Metazoa; Cnidaria; Anthozoa; Malacalcyonacea; Plexauridae
Source: the annotation of a GenBank genome assembly
CAUUGACGCAAUGGUGCAGUCACUGGUGUUUGACCUGAUGUUGGCCUUGGAUAAGUACUGUCCGGAGACAGAACCUCCGGACAGGAAACCGCUGCGGUGGUGGACCACUGAGGUUGCAAAAGCACGCACCGAAGUGGUCAGGACAGGGAAACGUCAAGGGUACUCGGAACAUCAUCAUCAACUGUAUGCUGAUGCUCGGCGAUCUUAUAAGAAGAUCAGCCGGGAUGCUAAAGAGCAGUCAUGGCGGAAUUUCUGCACAGAAGCAGAAUCCGUAGCUGACAUCAGCAGGCGAGUGAAGAUCCUGGAAGGGGCUAGACAACAGAAGGUUGGGCUACUCCAGGACAACGAUGGAACAUGGGCACAGACACCGGAAGAUUCCCUCCUGAUGCUCAUGAGGACACACUUCCCAGACCAUCAACCAACAGAAGGUCAUCGGCAAUGUGAGGUGAAUGACUGGACAUACGACUGGGGUGACUUUGGGUCACAGCUGACCGGCAUCACGGAGUACAUAACCACAGAAAAAGUCAAGUCAGCUCUCCUGUCAUUCGGCUCAUACAAGGCACCUGGGCCGGACAAUCUUCCACCCAUAGUUCUUAAGUAUAUGGGUGAGAAGGCAAUGGAUCUGCUUACUACUAUUUACAG